UGCUCUUCCCUUGUGUGACUCGUGUGUGAGCAGAUGUGCCUGUACUUUGGAGGAAUAUUGGCAUCUGCAGAAUAUCGGCUGCUCUCGAAGCUGACCGGCUUGUUUUUACCAAAGCGCUUAAAUAGUCGCUAACUGCUGCAGCAAUGUACAGGAUGGUGAAGGUCUCUCUGGCGGUGCUCGUAUGCGUGUUAGUUGGUACGACAUUGUCAGCUUUCGUACAGCAAUUCGGUUCUGUGGACCUUCCUCUAUGGAUGCUUCAAGCGCAGUCGACCGCUCUGCUCCUCGCCCUCGCCUUCAUUGCCUUCUCCAGCGCCUGCUCCUUGGCGUUGGAUCUGUCUAAGACCGACUCGUCUGCCUACAAAACGCAGAGUGACGUCACCAUGGUUGACCUGCUGAAUAAUAAGCUGGCGGUGAGCUUUAUCUACUCCGCUUGCUGGAUCCCCAUCCUGCUCUUUCUUGCAAGCAUCCAGGUCAACGGAAUGCUGGAAGAUUAUGACACACUGCCUUCUGCAGCUGAAAUCAUCAUCAGAUAUCACUGCGGAUUCUUGAGGCACAUCCCAGACACCGUUGUCCAGACUCUCGCCCUGUCUGCACUCGUUUCGCCCAGAUGUCAAGUUGGAUCCACAAGCUCUGCGAUCCCUGUGGUUGACAGCUGCCGGAGAGUGAUGAUGAAGAUGGCCCUCUUACUGCCUAUUGCAUCUCGCCUAAUUUUACAUAUCUUUGCUUUGCCCGAGACCACUAGGUUUCGACAUAUUUACGUUAGACAAACGCUGCCAAUUUGCACGUCCUUGUUGUUCUGUGAUGUGGAGAUCGAUUCAGAGUAUCUAGAAGUGGCACGCUAUGAGAUGUUCGUCACCAUGCUGCUCUGCCUGAUCUACUCGGCUCUCCACUUGCCUCAGUACCUUGAGCGGGUUUUGCCUCACCUCACUCAGCAGAUGCAUGAAAAUGGCAAGUCGAAGUCCGAAAAAGGGACAAGGACUGAGCAUCACAAAACAACAGACGUGGUUGGUCUUCUCGCGCUGUACUGGACAAUUGCGGCAACUCCCCUCCUUUUAAUACAUGUUCAGGCUACAGGUCACGAGGAAUGGACAUCCUGCCUUACCAUUCCAUCACACAUCCUGCUCUUGUUCGCCAUCUUCCUCCUCCUCAAUGGUGAUGACCCGAUUUACGCUGAGGUCAUGAAGGUCAGAGGUCGCGAAGAGGAAGAAGAGGACGACGCCACGCCCCUCUGGCUCCUGGACGAAAAACAAGAGGAGGAAGUGGAAAGAGAGAAAGGAGGAACGGAGAAUGACGGAGCGAACGACGUGCAUCCCCUGUGGUUUAAUAAACAGGAAAUCUAAAAAUAAAUCACUAGAUUAUAAUUAUAUAUCAUGUGUCUGGAUAUUAGAGAUGCUUAUGAUGCCGUUUGUACACACACACACACA
This is a messenger RNA of Penaeus monodon (black tiger shrimp), 1424 nucleotides long. RefSeq lists its product as uncharacterized. Lineage: Eukaryota; Metazoa; Arthropoda; Malacostraca; Decapoda; Penaeidae. The record is from RefSeq and is a predicted model, not a curated record. The transcript is spliced from 9 exons. Bases 144 to 1340 code for a protein of 398 amino acids.